CCGGAAGUGACGCAAUCACCGGAGGACCCGCGAUUUGCUGAGGCGAGAAAGAAUGGCUGCUGCCAGUGUAGCCGUUCUUUGCAGAAAAGUGUCAGCCGUUCUGAAGACUUCCAGGUGGUUAAUAAGUCCUCAGGCCCCUGCUGGCGCAGGGUUUUCUUUUAAUUUGGUGCCUAAGAAUAAACCAAGUGUCACAUCUUUACACCAGUGUAGAGUACUUCAUACCACGUUGUCAAGGAAGGGACUGGAAGAAUUUUUUGAUGACCCAAAGAAUUGGGGAGAAGAAAAAGUGAAAUCUGGAGCUGCAUGGACCUGUCAGCAAUUAAGGAACAAAAGUAAUGAAGAUUUACAUAAACUUUGGUAUGUCCUCCUGAAAGAAAGAAACAUGCUUCUAACUCUAGAGCAGGAGGCCAAGCGGCAGAUACUACCAAUGCCAAGCCCAGAGCGGUUAGAAAAGGUAAUAGAAUCUAUGGAUGCAUUAGAUAAAGUUGUCCAGGAACGAGAAGAUGCCAUAAGACUCCUUCAGACUGGUCAAGAGAAAGCUAGACCUGGUGCUUGGAGAAAAGACAUCUUUGGAAGAAUCAUCUGGCACAAGUUCAAGCAGUGGCCUAUACCUUGGUACCUAAAUAAAAGGUACAACAGGAAACGAUUCUUUGCAAUGCCCUAUGUGGAACGUUUUGACAGACUGAGACGUGAGAAACAAGCCCGUAUCCAAACAAGGAAGAAAAGUUUAGAGAAAAAGAAAGCAAAAUAUCUUCAGGAAAAGUUUCCACAUCUUUCUGAAGCCCAGAAGUCAAGUCUUGUCUAAGAUGUCUGAACUCUUGAUUUACCGUUUUGUUUUUCUUGGAUAAUAAUCUGUAUAAGAAACUACAUGUUAAGAGGUUUAUGAAGAAAUUGUUGUUUUAGUCAAACAGCUAUUUUAAGUGUUAAUAUGGCAAGCUAAUUCUGGAAGUGCUCAUGCUUUUGAAAAUCAGAUAUAAAAUUCAGAUUAAAAUUUUAUGUUAUAAAUUAUAACAUCUAAGAAGACUUCAACGUCACCUCUGUCUUAGAAUGGGGAAGUAAUGUCAACAUCUACAGAGAAGGCAAUUCCAGUUAAAUCUUGACUAAUAGUAAAAGGAUGUGGAGGUGGUGUGGGUACUGCUGUCAAUAAACAAUGAGGCCAUG
This is a messenger RNA of Miniopterus natalensis, 1161 nucleotides long. It is a transcript of the gene MRPL47, whose product is annotated as mitochondrial ribosomal protein L47. Gene Ontology annotation, cellular component: mitochondrial large ribosomal subunit; mitochondrial ribosome. Gene Ontology annotation, biological process: mitochondrial translation. The record is from RefSeq and is a predicted model, not a curated record. NCBI's taxonomy places the organism in Eukaryota, Metazoa, Chordata, Mammalia, Chiroptera, Miniopteridae. Gene Ontology annotation, molecular function: structural constituent of ribosome.